AUGAUUCAAGGGAUUGCUAUACAUAUGAGGCAAGCGAGAUCCUUGGUCUCAAAAAUAUAUUCUGAUAGGCCCUAUCAACCGCUUAUCAGUGAGGGAUACAAAGGGAUCCUGAAGAUUGUAAUCCCAAAGAACGUCGACUUGACCAAUCAAGUGAUCAAUACAGAAAGAGAAAGUGACUUGAAGAGGAUUGUCGACUGCUUUGAUGCACCCAUCUAUUUUGCGUAUGGCUAUGGAUCUGGUGUUUUUGAGCAGGCAGGUUAUCAGAAUAAGAGGUUGGCUCGGCCCCAAAUUGAUCUCAUACAUAUAGUUGAAGAUCCUCAAAAGUUUCACGAAGCAAAUCUAAGGCAGUUUCUGGAUCAUUACUCUUUUCUUAAGUUUCUCAGCGCCGGAUCGAUUGCUGAAAUACAGAAUCUUGGCGUUGGUCUAUACUUCAACCCCUUUGCUGUCAUUGACAACUCCCUUAUUAAGUAUGGAGUAAUAAGUGUCGAUAAAACGUUACUAGAUUUAAGCGAAUGGUCAUCAUUAUACCUCGCGGGUCGCUUGCAGAAACCUGUGAAGUAUUUAGUGGAUAAAGAAACUACGACUCACCCAAUGAUCAAAUUUCUCAACCAAUUUAAUUUGAAAAACGCCAUGACUUUGGCUAUAUUGUUACUCAAGAAAGAUCAUUUCAAUGAGAUUGAGUUAUAUGAGGCUAUAGCUAAUAUAUCAUAUGUUGGCGAUUUCAGGAACUUAAUUGGAGGAGAAAAUCCAAAUAAGGUCAAAAAUAUAGUCAAUAAGCAAUAUGAUAACUUCAAGAUAUUGUAUGAGCCCAUAUUGGCAUACUUUAUCGAUAAAGGGUUUAUAGAAGUAAUGAGAGACGAAGAUGGGAUUAAAAAGUUUAGAAAAAUCUUGAAUGCUGAGUCAAAGAGCUUUUUAAUCAGUAAGAUGCCGAUCCAGUUCAGGAGGAAUUUGUACCAAUUGUACAAGGAUAAAUCAAUUAGGGAAAUAGCGAGAGAUAACAAUUUGAACAUAAACUUGAACAGAGUUGUCAAGAAAAUUGUAAGAGUCCCUUCAUUAGUUCAAUUGCUAAAGGGUAUAUUAACCGCUGGACCAGUGAAAUCAUUCAGAUACGCAUUAGAAAAGAAUAUGAAAUUUAGAACAGCUCAAUAA
Priceomyces carsonii is the source of this 1149-nucleotide messenger RNA. It is a transcript of the gene PTH1, whose product is annotated as putative phosphatidate cytidylyltransferase. The coding region runs from base 1 to 1149 and encodes 382 amino acids. NCBI's taxonomy places the organism in Eukaryota, Fungi, Ascomycota, Pichiomycetes, Serinales, Debaryomycetaceae. The transcript has a single exon. Gene Ontology annotation, molecular function: phosphatidate cytidylyltransferase activity. Gene Ontology annotation, biological process: CDP-diacylglycerol biosynthetic process; cardiolipin biosynthetic process. Gene Ontology annotation, cellular component: mitochondrion. The record is from RefSeq and is a predicted model, not a curated record.